Messenger RNA from Cucurbita pepo subsp. pepo (vegetable marrow), 5521 nucleotides. The record is from RefSeq and is a predicted model, not a curated record. Lineage: Eukaryota; Viridiplantae; Streptophyta; Magnoliopsida; Cucurbitales; Cucurbitaceae.
AGCUUUAGAAACCGCUAUUUUUUUCUCUUUCUGACCAAUCUUGCUGCUAUUCCCAUGGCGGUCUUCGCUUCGAACAAUGGACGCCCGUAGUCUACUUUACAGCAAUCAACAAGCGAAAAUUUUCGAAUUGUGAUUUGUUCAAUCUCCGUAAUCACUUCAAUCCAAGCUUCUUCUCUAAUGGACGAUGACGACUUCUCUGACUACAAGCUCUGCGGUUUCUUGUGUGUGGUUCUUGCCGUUCCUUCGCCGUUGUCCGAACUGGCGGAUGCUCUACGUCCAGGUACGCGUUGUUAUGUCUCUGUUGAGAGUUCUGAUGUUUGUUUUACUUCCGAAUAUGGCGUCGUGCUUACUCCGAUUGAAGCAAACCCCAAACCGCUCUCCAAGGCCGGUGUUUCGCCUCAAGAUUCUGAGCAAUGUAGGGGGACGGUAGGUGGAGAGGGAACUAGUACGGUGGAGAAUGGUGAUUUAACUUUGAAGCGGAAGAUGUCUGCGAGAGGACGUAGGACCUCGGGGAAAAAGAGGACGAAUAGGAUGGGGCUGGUUCAUGGCAGCAUGAGCGUUGUGCAUCAAAUUCACGCUCUGGUAGUGCACAAGUGCUUGAAGAUUGACGCGCAGGUGAUUUUUGUUGACAUUGGCGUUGAUGAGGAGGCCCGAGCUGUGUUGUUGGUUGAUGUUCAUCUUCCCGUUGAAUUGUGGUCCGGUUGGCAGUUUCCUAGAUCCAAGACGGUUGCUGGUGCGCUAUUUAGGCAUUUGAGUUGUGAAUGGCAAGAAAGAAGCUCUCUACUUGUUGGAAAAGAUCAUUCUCAAGUUGCAGAUAUGGUUAGGAAGAGCGUGUGGAAUCCCGCAGAAUGUCAUGUCCACAAUUGCAAAUUGCACAAUAGUCCUGGAGGUUCUUCAAAUAGAAGGCUCUUUGAACUUCAUGAAAUAUUUAGAAGCUUACCGAGUAUUCUUAGGUCAUGCAAACCUGAAUAUACGAGAAUACAACCAGAGGAUGAUUAUUCUCAAUCAGGCAUAUGGGACAUAUCAGAUGACGUUCUGAUUAAUAUAAUGAAAGCUCUUCGCCCUUUGGAUCUUAUUAGGGUUGCUUCAACUUGCCACCAUCUGAGAUCCUUAUCUGCAUCAAUCAUGCCAUGCAUGAAACUCAAAUUGUAUCCUCACCAGCAGGCAGCUGUUGAAUGGAUGUUACACCGUGAGCGGAAUGCUGAAGUUUUCUACCAUCCUUUAUAUGUACCUUUUUCAACAGAAGAUGGUUUUUCGUUCCACAUAAAUACCGUUACUGGUGAAAUAGUCACUCUGGGGACCCCAGCUAUCACUGAUUUUCGUGGGGGGCUUUUCUGUGAUGAACCGGGCUUAGGAAAGACAAUAACUGCACUGUCCCUUAUCUUAAAGACUCAGGGAACAUUAGCAGAACCACCACCUGGAGUACAAAUUGUUUGGUGCACACAUAAUGGCAACCGUAAAUGUGGUUACUACGAGGUUAGCAGUAAUAGUAAUACUAGCACCAACAAUUUAUUGGUGAAGGAAGCUGUGGGCUGUAGUUCUCUGAAAGGAAUGGAGGACUUAACAUAUCAUACACCUAAAAGGGCAAGGCUGACGACUUUGGAUGACAGACAUACAGUAACUAAUGAUUCAUGUGCUGGCAAUGAGAUGAUAUCUCCAUCAUCUACAGACUAUGCAAAAGCAGUUCAAAUGGUUCGAUGCACUAGGAGCUUGAGUAGUGUCAAGAGAAAUCUUCUUCUCACGUAUGAAGGAGCAUCUAGCCUUUCCAGACACCUGAAUACUGGUAAAAAGUCAACAAGAACACGGACAAGGAAGUUGGCUGCUGGGGCAAAGAGAGCUGGUGUGUCUAAUGGAUUCACAAACAACUAUGAGGUGUCUGAGACAACCACUGCAGAUAAAUUCGAAUAUAAGGACACAUGGGUGCAGUGUGAUGCUUGUCACAAGUGGCGGAAGCUUUCAGAAACUUCUAUAGCUGAUGCUAGUACAGCUUGGUUUUGUAGUAUGAAUACUGAUCCUUUUUACCAAAGUUGCAGUGUUCCAGAAGAAUCUUAUGACAAGUGCCGUCCAAUUACUAAUAUUCCAGGAUUCUACAGCAAAGACACUUCUGGAGGCGAGGAGAAAAAUAUUUCGUUCUUCACCAGUGUGCUCAAGGAAAACAUGGCACUGAUAAAUUCUGGAACAAAGAGAGCCUUGACUUGGUUAUCUAAUCUAGCUCCUGAAAAAAUUUCAGAAAUGGAAACAACUGGUUUAAGAAGUCCUAUACUAGCAUCUUAUGUGGUUCCUGGUAGUGAUGUCUGUGGUUUUCAUAAGAUGUUCGAAGCAUUUGGUUUAGUAAGAAAAAUGGAAAAAGGCACUAUCAGAUGGUAUUACCCGCAUAAUCUUCACAACUUGGCAUUUGAUGUUGCUGCUCUGAAAACUGCAUUGACUGAGCCACUCGAUUCAGUUCGGUUAUAUUUAUCAAGAGCAACCCUGAUUAUUGUUCCAUCAAAUCUAGUUGAUCACUGGAAGACUCAAAUUCAAAAACAUAUCAGACCUGGUCAGUUACUGGUUUAUGUAUGGACUGAUCAUAGAAAACCAUCUGCACAUUGUCUAGCAUGGGAUUAUGAUGUUAUCAUUACCACAUUUAGUCGGUUAAGUGCAGAAUGGGGGCCACGGAAGAGAAGUAUAUUAAUGCAAGUGCAUUGGCAUAGGGUCAUUUUAGAUGAAGGGCACACCCUUGGCUCUAGUCUUAACUUAACAAACAAGUUGCAAAUGGCUGUUUCUUUGAUAUCUUCAAAUCGCUGGAUAUUAACAGGAACUCCAACUCCUAGCACACCUAAUAGUCAGCUUUCACAUCUUCAACCAUUACUUAGGUUUCUUCAUGAAGAAGCCUAUGGUCAGAAUCAUAAGUCAUGGGAGGCUGGUAUACUUAGACCUUUUGAGGCAGAAAUGGAGGAAGGAAGGUUACUUUUGUUAGACUUACUUCGUAGGUGUAUGAUUAGUGCAAGAAAGACGGACUUACUAUCCAUCCCUCCUUGCAUCAAGAAGGUAAAAUACCUAAAUUUUACAGAAGAGCAUGCUCGAAGUUACAAUGAACUUGUAGUUACAGUGCGGCGUAAUAUAUUGAUGGCUGACUGGAAUGAUCCUUCUCAUAUUGAAAGUUUAUUGAAUCCGAAGCAAUGGAAAUCUCGAAGCACAACAAUCAAGAACAUCAGACUAUCUUGCUGCGUGGCUGGACAUAUUAAAGUCGCAGAAGCUGGUGAAGAUAUUCAGGAAACCAUGGAUAUUCUUGUUGAUGAUGGUCUGGAUCCUAUGUCACAGGAGUAUUCUUUUAUAAAAUAUAAUCUUCUUUAUGGCGGGAACUGUGCUAGGUGUGGGGAAUGGUGUCGUUUACCUGUGAUUGCACCCUGUAGGCAUCUUCUUUGCCUUGAUUGUGUUGCUUUGGAUUGUGAAGGGUGUACCUUUCCUGGCUGUGGUAAAUUAUACGUGAUGCAGACUCCUGAAACCAUAGCACGGCCUGAAAAUCCCAAUCCAAAGUGGCCUGUUCCCAAAGACCUUAUUGAGUUGCAACCAUCAUAUAAGCAAGAUAACUGGGAUCCUGAUUGGCAAUCAACUUCUAGCAGUAAAGUUGCAUAUCUCAUUCAGAGAUUAAAAGCUUUAAGUGAAGCAAAUGAUGAAGCUGCUUUGUUCCCUCCCCCUUCAUUGACUAAAUCUGAUGUACUACUGCAGGAAGUAGACCACUCAAGGAAUAUCACUUCAGAUCAUGAAAUAGUCAGAGACAAAGUUCUUAUUUUCUCUCAAUUUCUUGAGCAUAUUCAUCUCCUUGCCCAGUUAACCAUUGCCGGCAUCAGAUUUGCUGGGAUGUAUAGUCCAAUGCAUGCUAGCAAUAAGAUGAAAUCAUUGGCCACGUUUCAGCAUGAUGCAAGCUGCAUGGUGCUUUUGAUGGAUGGAAGUGCUGCACUGGGUCUUGAUUUGAGCUUUGUAACUUACGUAUUUCUAAUGGAGCCAAUCUGGGACAAAAGCAUGGAGGAACAAGUGAUUAGUCGUGCUCAUCGGAUGGGUGCUACUCGUCCUAUUCAUGUUGAAACCUUAGUAAUGCAUGAAACAAUUGAAGAGCAAAUGGUACAGUUUCUACAGGAUACUGAUGAGUGCAAAAGAUUGAUGAAGGAAGAAUUUAGCAAGCCUGAUUAUGAAGGACCACGUGCUCAUCGUUCAAUGCAUGAUUUUGCUGGGAGCAAUUAUCUUUCUCAGCUCAAGUUUGUGAGGACAAAUCCUAUGAUGGAAAAGGCUGUAGAGAAUAUUUAAUUGUACAGUGCAGUUCUCUGACAUAUCUUAUUGCUGUUACUGUAGACAUUAUGAUAAGAUUGGUAUCACAACUUGAAGGGAAAGAUCGAAGCAAAGGGUCUGCAGUGGCUCAAAUUCUAUUCAUAAAAAUCAAGAAAUAGUUCGUGUAUGUUCAUUAUGUUUCCAGUUCCAAGUUAUUGCUGAAGACUAAAGAAUUCAAUCAGCAUAUUGUUAUUACUUAGGUUUAGAAGAACUUGGAUCUGCAAAAUGUGUAUCAUUCAGUAUAGUCUCCGAUGGGCAGAAAUAUGGAGUGAGCUCCUGGGUGGAUGGAAGAUGCUGACUCUCUUCAUAGCAAACGAAAAGGCAAAGCAUUUUUAUUGUAAUGGGGGGUAGGUCUCAUGAGAUCUACGCAGCUCUAGUUAUCAAAUAAAGCUCGCCAACAGAGUUGUCCGGUAUAGUGAUUCUGAUUCCCUCACAAAUCCAUUCCUGGUCAUAGCAGCAGAUGGCAGGCCAGGUUCGAAUUCAUAUUAGACUUUUAUUUGUUUGAGUUGCUCCCACACACGAUCUUUGGAGGGAAUAUAUCCCCAUUGUACACUAAUUAUCAAUUUUUGUUCUGCUUUUAUAAGUUGGCUAAGCCAUUGAAAUAUUGGCUCAGGUUGUAAUACUGCUGGUGUAAGAAUGAAAGGUGUCCAUAUAUGAGGUAGAAUGUGUCUGCAAAAUUUACCAUUUAAAAAAUCACCAUUUCAAAUUGAUGGAAAUAAAUAUUCUGUAUGUAAAAGAUUGAAAUUAGGGCAAGCAUCCAAGAAAGAUUUGGAUUUGCUUGGAAACAAAAUGGUUCCUGUUCUAGCUGUUUCCCUCCUCACCUGUUGAUUCUUGCUGGAACAUUCUCAGAGGACAUAAUCACAACAGGGGGAAAAGGAGAAUGGAUGCUUCCAUUUCUCUCUCUAACCAAACCCAGAAGCUCCAAAGCCUUGCUUCCAGAAUCCACAGCCGUAACUGUGAAAAGAAAAAAACCAAACCAAACCAAACCAACUGUUUAGAGCCUAAAAUUCAAGCCAUUCUUAGAACCCUAGAGAGAGUGAGAAAGAGAGAGAAGAAGGUUCAAUGGCAGAGUACCAUUGAAGGAGGAAGUUUUGAGCAGCCUUUCAAUCAGCUUCCUGUCAACAAGGCUGUCAUCGACAGCCAAGACAUGGAAUUGAGCAUUAGAAGAGACAAGGGCCAUGGGAAUUGGAGGAAGAAGAAGAAGAAGAAGAAGAAG